Molecule: messenger RNA, 195 nt
Organism: Racocetra persica
Lineage: Eukaryota; Fungi; Glomeromycota; Glomeromycetes; Diversisporales; Gigasporaceae
Source: the annotation of a GenBank genome assembly
AUGGCUGCUGAUAUAUAUAUUCAAGAACUUUCAAUGACUUUACAACAAUAUCCUGAUGUUAAAUACAAAAGCAGAUUGAUUAAUACUCUUGAAAUUGCUCAACAAUAUAAAAAAAGAAAUGACCAAAUUAAUAUAACCGAUGAAAUUGAUUCCAAGGUUAAUAGUUUUGAAAUUCCGGCAAUUAGCGUACUAUAG